AAGACAAAGCUCACCAACUAGCAAAGUUCAAAGCUUUUACCCAUACCUCGCCAUUUCCGCAACAAAACAAAAGAGACCCAAAACGAAUACACUUUCAUCUGCUUCCUAGGAACAUGAAUUUCACAAUCAACAACAGCCGCCGUAAGACCACAUCUUGUUCCCUGCUUCCUCUUGUUUUCCACCGAUGAAUGAUCCUUCCACUAUGGACAACUCAGAAACAACAACAAGAUCAGCAACGACAACAACGAGAAGCUUUAGCUCUGAUGCUUUGUCCACCACUCUCUGCAACUCAAUCCAAGCUCUGGGUCGAGGCUUCGAUGUCACCUCAGAUAUUAGGCUCCUAUACUGCAAGGGAGCUUCUGGGUCGAGGCUGGUUCAUCUUGAUGAGGACCACACCAGGGAUCUUGUUCUUAACGAUGGCGUUGUAGUGCCAAAUGUGCCUGUUGACAUUGAGUGCUCCAUGGGGAAUAGUGGCAUAGAGAGAAGAUCUGUGUGCAGCUUCCAUGAGAUGGCAGAAUAUUUUAAUAAGAAAGCAGGUGUAUCAGGACGCAUCCCACUGGGGAGUUUUAAUGCGAUGUUCAAUUUCACUGGUUCUUGGCAAAUUGAUGAAGCAGCUACGAAAUCUCUUGCUAUGGUCGGAUACAUCAUUCCCCUGUUUGAAGUAAAAUUAGCAAAAUCAAAUUUAUGUUUACGUGAAGAAAUCAAACGUGUUGUUCCAUACUCUUGGGAUUUUGCAUCUUUGGCAAGUUUUAUUGAAAAUUUUGGUACCCAUAUUGUUACCUCAGCAACAAUUGGUGGAAGAGAUGUAGUUUAUAUCAGGCAACACCAGUCCUCUCCUUUGUCCACAUUGGAUGUUGAGAGCUAUUUGAAAGACAUUGGGGAUCAGAGGUUUCUGGACUCAAAAGGCCAAUCAAGUGCUGGUCCCUUAAAAUACAAGGACAAGGAUGUCACUGUAAUUUUUAGGAGGAGAGGAGGCGAUGAUCUUGAGCAGAGUCAUGCUAAGUGGGCAGAGACUGUGAAAUUGGCACCCGAUGUGAUUAACAUGACAUUUACACCCAUUGUUUCUCUGUUGGAAGGUGUGCCUGGAAUAAAGCAUUUGGCCCGUGCAAUUGAGUUAUAUCUAGAGUACAAGCCACCCAUUGAAGACUUGCAGUAUUUCUUGGAUUUUCAAAUUGCUCGAGCUUGGGCCCCAGAACAGAAUCUACAAAGAAAGGAGCCUGUGUGUCCCUUCCUUCAGUUCAGCUUGAUGGGCCCAAAGCUAUAUGUGAGCCAGGAUCAGGUAACAGUCGGUCGGAAGCCAGUGACUGGGCUUAGACUUAACCUAGAAGGGAGCAAACAGAAUCGACUUGCUAUCCAUUUGCAACAUUUAGUGUCUCUUCCAAAAAUUCUUCAACCCCAUUGGGAUGCGCACGUGGCCAUUGGUGCACCCAAGUGGCAGGGUCCAGAGGAACAAGAUAGUCGUUGGUUUGAGCCAAUCAAGUGGAAGAACUUCUCCCAUGUCAGCACUGCACCCAUUCAGCAUACUGAUACUUGCAUUGGAGACCUUUCUGGUGUUCAUAUUGUCACAGGGGCUCAGCUUGGUGUAUGGGAAUUUGGCCCCAAGAACGUGUUACACCUCAAACUUCUCUUCUCUAAUGUACCGGGAUGUACAAUAAGGCGGUCUGUUUGGGAUCACAACCCUUCCACACUUCAUAAUUCACUGAGGUCUGAUGGCAGUUCUUCAUCAUUUUCAAGUGACAAAAAGGAAGAUAAUUCAAGCCAAAUUGGAAAACUGGCAAAAAUUGUAGACUUCACAGAAAUGUCAAAGGGGCCACAAGAUAUCCCUGGUCAUUGGCUAGUCACAGGGGCAAAACUUGGGGUUGAUAAGGGAAAGAUUGUAUUGCGCAUAAAAUACUCCUUGCUGAAUUACUGAUGUGUUCGUCUUUUUUUUUUUUUUUUUUGUAGUUUUACCCACCCCAGUAGAAACUAUAGUCAAGCAUUCUUUGAAUAGCCAAUACCAGUUCUGUUGUGUACAUUGUGUUUUUUACUCUACAGCCACUUUGUUGAUAGUCACAUAA
Messenger RNA from Juglans regia (Persian walnut), 2057 nucleotides. RefSeq names its product MACPF domain-containing protein CAD1-like. The coding region runs from base 185 to 1912 and encodes 575 amino acids. The record is from RefSeq and is a predicted model, not a curated record. The transcript has 6 exons. NCBI's taxonomy places the organism in Eukaryota, Viridiplantae, Streptophyta, Magnoliopsida, Fagales, Juglandaceae. Gene Ontology annotation, biological process: plant-type hypersensitive response; regulation of salicylic acid mediated signaling pathway. Gene Ontology annotation, cellular component: plasma membrane.